Messenger RNA from Cavenderia fasciculata, 4200 nucleotides. RefSeq lists its product as uncharacterized. Bases 1 to 4200 code for a protein of 1399 amino acids. Gene Ontology annotation, molecular function: ATP binding; ABC-type transporter activity; ATP hydrolysis activity. Gene Ontology annotation, biological process: transmembrane transport. The transcript is spliced from 7 exons. Gene Ontology annotation, cellular component: membrane. Lineage: Eukaryota; Evosea; Eumycetozoa; Acytosteliales; Cavenderiaceae. The record is from RefSeq and is a predicted model, not a curated record.
AUGGACCACGACACCAACUCAAUUGGCGUGAGUGAUCAAGCAGCUGAUGGUGAUCAUAGUGUUAAUGCCAACAACAACAAUAAUAAUAAUGAAUUACAAGCAGUAGAUUUAAUUAAUAAUGCAGAUGAUAAUGUAUCAUUAUGUCCAUCAGAUGUAAACAUUAUCAGUCAAAAUGAUAAGUUAAAACAACAACAACAACAAGCAGAGGAAGAAGGAGCAGACAAAAAGAAAAAGAAAAAAGGGUUCUUUGGAAAGAAGAAAAAGGAUGGUAAAGAAGAUGAUAAACCAGCAGAGGAAAAGAAGCCAAUGGUUAGUUUCUUUGAGUUGUUUAGAUAUGCUACUUUGACUGAAAAGAUGUUAAUGUUUUUCGGCUCUUUGGCUGCCUUGGCCAAUGGUGUUGCUAUGCCAGCUAUCAGUUUAGUUGCCGGUCAGAUGGUUGAUAGCUUCAGACCCGAGAACUUUAAUGACCCCGACUACAAGCUAGGUGCCGAAGUCGCUAAAAUAGCAGUGUACUUUGUAUACAUUGGUAUUGGUACAUUGGUAUGUUCCUACAUUGAAACAUCCAUGUGGAUGAUUGCCGGUGAACGCCAAGCAAAGACCGUUCGUCAAGAGUACCUCAAAGCCAUCCUCAGACAAGACAUUGGUUGGUUUGAUGUAACCAAGUCAUCGGAAUUGGCGACUCGUAUCUCAAGUGACACCCUUCUCUACCAAGAAGGUAUCGGUGAAAAGGUUGGAAACUAUAUUCAUCACAACUCUACUUUUCUUUGUGGUUUCAUUAUUGGUUUUACCAAGGGUUGGCAAUUAACUUUGGUUAUUUUAUCAGUUACUCCAUUAUUGGCAAUUGCUGGUGGAUUUGUUGCAAAGGUUAUUUCAGAGUUUGCAAUUGAAGGACAAAGAGCAUAUGCAAAGGCUGGUAGUGUUGCUGAGGAAAAGUUGGGUGCCAUUAGAACUGUGUCUAUGUUUUCGGGAGAGGAAAAGGAAACCAAUCGUUAUGCUGAAAACUUGGAGGAAGCUUUAGCUAUCGGUCAUAAAAAGGGAUAUACUAAUGGUGCUGGUAUUGGUGCUGUAUUGUUUGUUAUCUUUGGUACUUAUUCAUUGGCAUUCUGGUAUGGUUCUAAAUUGAUCUUUGACGGUACCAACAAUGCAAUCACUGGUAAUCCAUGGACUGGUGGUGAUGUAUUGACUGUAUUGUUCUCUGUCAUUAUCGGUGCUAUGGCUUUAGGUCAAGCUGCUCCUUCAAUGGCCGCCUUUGCCGCUGCUAGAGCUGCAGGCCAUAGUAUAUUCUCAAUCGUUGAUCGUAAAUCAUUAAUUGAUCCACUAUCCAAGGAUGGUAAGAAACUCGAGACUGUUCAAGGUAACAUCGAGUUCGAACACGUCCAGUUCUCGUAUCCAUCACGUCCAGAUGUUCCCAUCUUCCAAGAUUUCACCCUAUCGAUCAAGGCCGGACAGACUGUUGCCCUAGUCGGUGACAGUGGUGGCGGCAAGUCAUCAGCCGUAUCUCUCUUGGAACGUUUCUACGAUCCAACCGGCGGUCGUAUUCUAUUGGACGGUAGUGAUCUCAAAGAUAUCAAUGUCAAGUCACUUCGUGAUAACAUUGGUCUCGUCAGUCAAGAACCAGUGUUAUUUGCUGUAAGUAUCAUUGAGAAUAUUAGAUAUGGACGUGAAGAUGCUACAAUGGAUGAGAUUAUCGCCGCUACCAAGGCUGCCAACGCUCACGAUUUUAUCAGUAGUUUGCCGGAAGGCUAUGAUACAUUGGUGGGAGAAAAGGGAGUUCAAAUGUCUGGUGGUCAGAAACAACGUAUUGCUAUUGCCCGUGCUAUGAUUAAAGACCCAAAGAUCCUAUUACUCGAUGAAGCUACCUCUGCGUUGGAUGCUGAAUCAGAACAUCUUGUACAAGCAGCCAUCAAUCGUCUCAUUCAAGGUCGUACCAACAUUAUCAUUGCUCACAGACUUACAACCGUUCAACAUGCCGAUGUCAUCGCUGUCGUACGUGGUGGAGCUAUUGUCGAACAAGGUAAACAUGCCGAACUCUUGGCAUUGAACGGUGUCUACACCUCACUCGUUCAAAGACAACAAGCUAGCUCUGAAGAGGACAAACUCAAGGCCAAAAUCCUCCAAGAAAAGACUGGCAAUGCCGAUGACAUGGGUCUCGCCAAAAAAAUGCAAGAAACUGUCAAGGAUCAAGAAGAAGAACCAGAUAUUCAAGAACUUCUCGCCAAGGAAAAGUUGGAACAAGAACAAUUAAAGAAAAAGGAAAUUGAAAUGGUUAAUCUCACUCCAGAGGAAAAAGAAGCAAGAGACAAGGCAGCAACCAAAAAGAAACAAAAAGAGAUGCUCAAACAAAAGGUACCACUUCGUAGACUAUUAAAAAUGUCAUCACCAGAAAUCCAUCUAUUCAUCAUGGGUUGUAUUGCAGCUCUCUGCACAGGUUCUGUCAAUCCAAUCUUUUCCAUUCUCUUGGCUGAAAUUUUAACAGUCUUCCAAAACCCAGAUAUGGAUACUCUUAAAAAAGAAGCUGCUAUGAUGGCCAUUUGGUUCUUGAUCGUUGCCAUAGGUAGUGGUAUUGCUCAUUUCGUUCAAAUCGUUUGUUUUAAUCAUAUUGGUGAAAGACUUACAUUCCGUUUACGUCAUAUCUCAUUCCGUAGUAUUAUUCGUCAAGAAAUUGGAUGGUUUGAUAUGCCAGAGAAUGCAACAGGUGUAUUGACCACUAAUCUUGCCAAGGAUGCUACGCUUGUCCAGGGUCUCUCUUCAGACAGAUUAGGUCUGUUACUACAAAACUUGAUUACUGCUUUAGUAGGUCUCAUCAUUGCCUAUGUGAGUGGUUGGAAGUUGGCUCUUGUAGUAACUGCCACUAUCCCAGCCAUCAUCUUGGCAGGUAAGCUAGAGUUGGACUUUAUGCAAGGUUUCUCUCAAAAGUCAAAGGACGCUUAUGCAAAUGCUGGCCAAGUAGCCAGUGAGGCCAUCGGAGCCGUUCGAACAGUCGCAUCAUUCUCAUCGGAAGAAAAGAUAUUCAAAAACUAUGAAAAGAAACUAGCCGGUCCCAUGUCGAUGGGUUUCAAGAAUGCUCAAGUCUCGGGUAUUGCCAUGGGAUUCUCUCAAUUUGUCAUAUUUGCCGUGUACGCACUAUCCUAUUGGUAUGGUGGUCGACUAGUAGACAGCAAUGAAUGGCCAGCAUCCGACUCUAAACUCGCAGACACAUGUGCCGGUCCUUUUGGUGGACCAAAUGAUUUCUGGCCCUCCGAGUCAGUUUGCAUCAAUGCUAUCAAUGCAAUUGAAGGUUUUGGUGUAAUGAUGAGAGUGUUCAUGGCUAUUGUCCUUUCCUCACAGGGUAUUGGUCAGAGCUUUUCGUUCGCACCUGACAUGGCCAAAGCCAAAACAGCCACGCUAUCCAUCUUUGCUCUCAUUGAUCGUGUCUCCAAGAUUGACCCAUUUAUCAACAAGGGUACCACCGUCAACCCAACUGAAAUUCGUGGAGACAUUGAAAUUAAAAACUUGCAUUUCACCUACCCAUCAAGACCCAACAAGAAGAUUUUCAAUGGAUUGAACCUUGUCAUUCCAGCUGGAUCAAAGGUUGCUUUGGUCGGUUCAUCAGGUGGUGGUAAAUCCUCUAUCAUCUCGUUACUCGAACGUUUCUACGAUCCAGCUCAAGGUGAAAUUACCAUCGAUGGACAAGAUAUUCAUGGUAUGAAUCUCAAAUCACUCCGUUCGAUCCUUGGUCUCGUCGGUCAAGAACCAACUCUAUUCUCUGGAACUGUCUAUGACAAUAUCGUCUAUGGAAAACCCAACGCUACCAUGGAAGAGGUUGAAACUGCAGCCAAGUCUGCCAAUGCUCAUGACUUUAUCUCUGCACUUCCAAAUGGCUACCAAACUCAACUUGGUGACAAGUACACUCAAUUAUCUGGUGGUCAGAAACAACGUGUCGCCAUUGCCCGUGCUAUCAUUCGUCAACCCAAGAUCCUAUUACUCGAUGAAGCUACAUCUGCGCUCGAUUCCAAGAGUGAAAAGGUUGUACAAGCAGCUCUUGAUAACAUUAUGAAGGGCAAGACAGCGAUUGUGGUUGCUCAUCGUCUCUCUACGAUUAUUGACAGUGACAUUAUCGCCGUCAUUCACAAUGGUACCAUCAUUGAACAAGGUAAUCACAGAGAAUUAAUGGACCUCAAUGGUUUCUAUAGCAGAUUGGUUUCAAAACAAAUUCAAUAA